CCGAGCGAAGCCACUGUCUGCAGGCGUUGAAAACGCUUGCUGAAGUGCGGAAUUUCUGGCAGCACUGCUUCUCCCUGGACGUGGCUUUUCUGGACAAAAGCAAUGAUUUUUCAUCUUUCACUGGUGCCGUACGACGAAGUGCGGCAGACAAGGACAUCAAUAAUCGCGUUCAGGAGAAUGCAGCUGCAUUUUCCAGUACUCCACCUCCACCAUCGCGCGCACAGCUUCUUGCAGCGCACGACUGCGCUCUAUUCCAGUUAGAGCGCUUCCGCAUCGGUCGCGGACUCGACUUUUCUGCCACGAUUUUCGCUGCUUCGUCUUCUCCACCUUCUCCGCCCGGAACAAGGACUGCUCUCAGGGAUCAUCAAGGAGGAGUUGCAGCGACAUCUUCAACUCCCUGCUACGGCGGUCGCGACGUGCUGUUCCAGCGUUACUACGACACGUACAUACGGCUCUCUUCCUUUGCCACACACAAACAUAUUCUUCUGCACAAGGACCGUUUGGAGCACAUGGAAAAGUUCGGAUACACGGCAGAAGAGCACGACCAGCUCGUCAAGGAACAACAUGACAAUUUUUUCACCGACCACGCGCUCGACGAAGUAGAGGGCAGCAGCAGCGACGGGGCAUCUUCAACCGGCGAUGGUCGUGGGGCCGACGAAGCAGAAGCAGGAGAAAGCGCUGCCGGUCCAUCUUUUUUUGCCGGAAGUAGAACUAGAUCAGAGCACCACGACGACCUCCAGAGGACCGCGACGCCUGCGAUUGUGGACAAUCGAUACCGGAAAAAGCAGAGCACCGUGCUCCAAUCCCUCGAGUACCCCGAGACGAGUGCGAAGAUGCGCAACACGCUGAGCCAGUCACUGACGCGAUUUUUGAAGAAGGCGAUCGGUACUGACAUGCGCGAGAAAAUCGCGCUGAACACCAGCGUGAAGCAAAAGCACGACUUCGAGCGCGUGGACAGCGCGGACGAGGACAAGGGGGAAGAACACCUGGCCAACAUCCAGUUUUUCCACUCGCCGAGCGCGGCCCUCUUUCGCCGGCGCAUGUUGGCCGCGGCGCCGGGCAUCCAGGACCGGCAGAACAUCCCCGUAGGCGCGCGGCUGUUUGCGCGCGGACCGCGCUAUGCCGACGAAGUGGGCGAUUUGAAGCGGUUCCACCUGCUCACCCCGAUCGUGUCGGUAUUGGAGUACCUGCGAUGGUUGGCGACGAGUCGGGCCGCGUCUUCACCGUCGGCUCCUGGGGGAACAAAUAGAAGUUCACAGAGCGACUCUCUGGCGCAACCUACUCGACGUAGUUUUAGUGCCCUCCGCAGCGGCGCUCAGAAAGUCACGCUGAAGCGCGUCGCUGAUCCUGAUAAUGGAGAAAAAGACCACGGCGCUCCUGAAGACAACGAGAGCGAAGACCGCACGACGAUGUCCGCACUCCAGGGCGUUCAUCGCGCGAGUCAGCAAGACGCGCAGAAGCGGAAGAAGUCUCUGAUUGACCGCGCGCUGGCGAGAAGUCGCGAACGCUCGGACCAGUUGCGGAAAGCGCUCGCCCGCGUGCGGAAGGACAAGGACGCGUUCCUGCGCGCUCAGGAUCACGACGAGGCUUUUCACGGCCGGGAACUGCACGACUUUGAUGACGAGGAAAUAAAAGCUCGGAUGCUGGACCGACUGGAAGGUGUUGGUGGCAGCAACAAUGCAUCAACUGCCUUUGGUGCAGCCGGUCGUCCGGCGGCGUCGAAGGAUAUCUACUUGGAGAACAUGAGCGUGUCCGCGAAGGACCGCGCGAAGAUUUCUGCGUUUUUCAAAAAGCUAGAGGAGUUGGAGAAGGCGCGAGAGCGGGAGAAGCAGGUGCGCGCGUCCUUGCGGAAGAGCAGGGCUGAUCUGUCGAGUGUUCGAUUGUUUGUGGACGAACAACUGGUGAAGAAAGACGACCUUCAAGGAGCGCCAGCCAUUUUUGCUGCAGCCGGAGACGAUGAUAUGGAGGAGCAUGAUGAUGGGAAGAAGGACGACCAAGACGAUCGCGAUGCUCUCGAAAGGACGACCCGCGUUGUCGCUCCGAGCUACGCUCAAGAUGACGAGCUAGAGCCGGAAUUUGAUGUUCGUCCAGGGUCGACAGAGGUGGUCGCUGGACAAGAAAACGAAAAGAGUUGUUCUGGUUCUCCUCACAACGAGGACCAGGAUCAAGAAGACCCGGAGUUUUUUCUGAACCUUAGCGACACGGAAUUGUUAAAGCUGAAAAUGGCUGCCGCAGGUGACACGAUGCGAAAAAGUGAUGUCCUGAAUGCGGACGUUGAAGUGCUGCUCGGGGGGAAAAGGUCUAACAAGGAAGAUGAUGACGGAGUCGAAGUAGCUGGUGGAAUGGUGAACCCUGAUGCUAAGGAGGCGGGACCCGCCGACGAUGACGAGUUCGUAGAUCCUAGUGCGCUCGAUGCCAAUAGGCAGCAGGACGUUGUGGAUCGGUACGAAGCGCAAGAGUUGGUCGAGAACGCCGCGAGGGCGGUGGCAGAAACGGAGAUGGAAAAGGACGAAGAGGCGGUGGCGCAAGCGUUUUCGUCGUUCAAGAAAAAGCAUGCCGAAAAUGAAAAUGACGGCGCGAAUGCGACGCAGCUGGUCUCUGUCGUUCGGCGAGAUGGCGACCGCAUGGUGGUUCUGAAUGACUACAGGAUAAAUGUGUCGGGCGUCGAGGAAAGUUGGUUGAUGCCGCCCGAGGAAGGUAACUUCUUUGCUUUUGCCGCCUUGUACGUGGGCGCUGCUUUCAAACAAUUCCGAACUUGAUUGAAGACUUAGCAUUUUUUUUCACAGAAAAUACUUCUUUUUCGCACCACAGGUUUCGACUUGUACCAGAUGGAAACGGGGUAUGAGGUUGAAGAGAACCUGGUUAGAGAGCAGGCCUUCUACUUUGUCGGUGUCCGGCCCCCGACCGGUUGGUCUCCGAAGCGGUCCAAGGAGGUUUUUCUCUACUACGCGCAGGACGACGGCGGGGGAGCUCCUGCGACCACAAAUAGUACUGACGCGGACGUGGGGGACACCAGCGCCAGCGUGACUAAGCAGCGACCUGUUGCAUCUGUGGGAACUGCGGACCACGUGGUGACGGAUAAUGUUCAUGAUGAUCUUCAACAUGUAGUUCGUCCCGACGGGGGCGGACCAGCUCCGCUUUUCUACAAUGAUGAUCGUGCCUCGGGAGGAGGAGCCACGCCCAUGACCAAACCUGAAGCAGGAGCAACGUUCACAGCUAGCUCUGGAUCAUCACCAACGUCAUCGGAGUUUGAAAAAUGGUGGCGUCGCAUGUUUGCACACCUUGUGGAACACAACAAGGAGACGCUGAAAGACGCGGCAUUUUACCGGGUUGCUGGGUCGCGGUACGACGAAGUCAUUCAGAAGCGCAUCGUGGUCAUUUUCCUGAUGAAUCUGGUAAAGAUUUUACUUCGCCGCGGGGAGCUGUACUACGAACAGGUCGAACGCCAGACCGGGACGGCGCACCCAGAGUUUCUCUUCAACAGCAGUGGCAAGAAUCACCACGGUCGUGAGGACCGCAACUCAGCACAGAAUUCGGUUGGAAAAGAUAUUCCCAGUGCAGCUUCUGGAAGGCUUGCGACAUCGAAAAACGCAACCAGCCCUCUUGUAGCAACCACGUCAGCAGUUCCGGCUCCCUUCUCGAAAGCUGCCAGCUCGAAGGCAAGUUCAUCGGAGGUUUCUGAUUUCAGUUCCCUAGACGACGUCUACGUGCGGCCCCCAACCGUGCGGUACGAAAGUUUCCUGAAGCAAGUGCGGAAGAAAAUGCUGGAGCGGUUUGAAGGUGUUGAAGACGGUUCUUCGUCAAACUCCUCAACGGCGGAGAAGGACAGCUUGGGUCAUCUACCUCGAAACACGCACGCGGACACGCAGUCAACAAGUCAAGCAAAGACAAAAAUUCCUCUGCAGGUGAAAGCUGCUAUGGAGAGUGUGCGGGAGCUAGAGAAGUUGCGACUUCCGGUGGAGAAGUGGGACUUGUGGGAGGUGCUGCAUGCGUUUGAAAAUCUGUACCCGAAAGAGGCCCAGGCGUUGCUAGUGCAGCUCGAGGGACUGGGGCUGGAGAUCACCAAUCUGCUGUACAUGGCGGGGUCGGAAGAAGUGGGGAAAAGAAGAGAAAGAUCUUCUGACAGCGAUCGGCCGGCGCGCACGGUUGUUCCUGGCCCUGCUUCGCCGCACAAUAGUACUGUGCCGUCGAAUAGGUUCCACCCGUCCGUGCCGGCGAGCCGAUCUUCAUCUCUGACAGCGCCUUUGAUAAAAAGUCAAUCUGGCGCCAUGAUCGGUGGAGUAAAGAGCUACUCGCCAACAUCAACUAGUAGUGCUCUUAACAAGAAUCUGGCAGAUGUUUUUUCGCCGGAAACGCGAACGCUGCUGCAGGUGAGUCGCAACAUGAUGGACGCGCUCGUCAACAGCGGUGGAGCUGCUGGAUCAGCACAUGAUCAUGCGCAAGAUGAAACUUUCCCAGCAACGGAGGAACAUCAAGGCACAACUGCAGCAGACCGCGGGAUCUUCGGGGCUUCGCGACUCGAGGGGUCCCAGCUUGAGCUUCUGGCGAACAAGGCACGAGACGACCACGAGAGAGCAGGAGGAGACGCAGGUCAACAUUCGGUAGGGUCUGGGGCUAGUGACGUGUUCUUCGCUGAAGACGAGGAGUUCGAGUUUCGAUCCGGUGGUGCUGAAAACAAUAAAGCGACUUCAAAUAAGCCGAGAAAAAGUACGAUCGCCACGUCGCUGCAGACGUCAGCACGCGCUCUGGUAGAUCGCGCGGUCCUUGCCGGUGAGGACGAGAUUUCGAAAAAAUCAAAUCUUUCCAAGCGCACCCCGUCUAGCCCCGGAACUGCAAAUGGCGGAAACCAAAAUUCGUGUGCAGCUCCUCGAGAAGCAGCAGCGGAGUCAAUUUCUGGAAGAGGCAUCUCAGAGGACUUUAUGCCGCCGCGACAACGCAGCGACAGCUCCAUUUCGUCGCCAGUUGUUGAGAGCCAUGAUUUUUCUCCCGACCUUCUGGUUGAGCUUCCCCUACCAGUAGAGGAUGAUGAUGACGAGUCCGCGGAGGAUGUGGAAAGCGACGCUGAUGUUGGAGAUGCCGAAAGCGCACGCGAUCAGCAAGGAGGCGAAGUGACGCGCGGUCCUUUCGACCAACAGGAUGUUGCCGCAAAUGAAUUCUCAUCGCCCAUAGACUCCGAGAAGUUUCAAGAUGUUGUGAAACAAAUCGGGAAAGAAAACGCCCGGCGUGCCAGCACGGGUUUGUCGAAAGGAAAAGGGGAAGAUAAAAGCGCCUCUAGACGAACAAGGAAACCCUCCGCAGUGCCGCCGCUUGUUUCGCUUCUGGAUGCAGUGAACUUGAGCAAGAAAGGUCGUUUUGGAAAAGAGCCAGUAUCUACAGCUUCACAGGCUGCGAAAGGAUCGUCUGCGGCGACCACGAAGGGGGGACAAAAGAAGCAGGGCAGCAUUUACGAUCUGGACUCUGAUGGCACCGGGUUCGUCGUAGAGGCACCGAUUCCACCUAGAGAUCAAAAACGGCGGAGCAGCGGUCGUCAUGUUGACAUGGCUCGUCGUACGUCCUCUUCUGCUGCGAAGGGCAAGAACGAUGUGGUGAAAAGCAAGAAAAGAGUCACGUCUGGCGAUGCGCCUGCUAUAGCUGGUAUUACAGACGAUGAGGACCACGACGAGGACGAUUUCGGUUUGGAAGAAGAUGUUCCACCGGGUGGACUUCAGCAGCAGCAAAGUUCCCUUUCCGCCGCUAGCAGUUCUCUAUCGGCACCCGGCAGCUCUGCUCCCUCCCACGUUGCGGAAGCGGUUGACAGUUUAGAGCCGGAGCUGAUUUUGCCGAAGUCUAUGUCCCUCGCGGAGACGUUGCGCGCCAAAAACCGGCACAAUGCAGCCCUCUCGGAGCGGCGGAAAAAAGCUGCGCAGGCGUGUUUCGCCAAGUGGCAGCGCAAGAUUCCGGCAAUCACAGUGACGUCGUACCUACAGAACAAAGUGCGGGAAAGGAAGCAGGUGGAGCAGUUCUUCGUCGCAGGAGCAGGAGAGCUACAAGAACGCGGAUCAAUACAACCGGAAGGCGACAUGACAAUAACUGCGCAGCAAGGAAAUGAAGAUCUUGACGCCACCGGGACGGCGCGAUCCUCGAGAGCAUCCUCGAAUAACUACCAGCAGAACAUGUUGAAUAGUAAACAAGAUCCACCCGGCAGCACGAAGCGCAACAAGAGUAGCAGAAUGAGUCCGCGAAGUUCGCUCGUGGAGGAAUUUCUUGCGCAGGGCGAACCUCCAGAAUCAUCGGACGAGAGCGGUGGAUACACCAGCGAGGAGGAUUUGUGGGAUAACGACUACGGCGACAAGAACUCUAACACCGCCGGCGCGGCGUUCGUGGUCGGGAAGGAGCCACCGGACUGGCAUUCCGUGCAGCAUAGUCGGUAGCGAGAUCCUCGUUUUAUGGAGCUUCAAUAAAGUUCGAAGAACGAAGCGAGCCUACUAAUUCUAUCUAAGCGCGUCUUCUGUGUAUGAUUUGGAUUUCAACAACACUAUGCGUCAUUAAUGAACAAGAGUGGACGAAGAUGUUGACUGGACGAUUCAACAUCAAAAUGUUUCAGUUUCAGGACUUCUAAAAGGAGCUCCGACUGCUCGGACUCAGCCAUGUGGCAGUGGAGAUGAUGGCGCAUGAGGCACCUUAAAUGAAAAAGGCGAAGCUUAUAGCCAGCUAAACUGUCCAGUGCUUUGACCUGGAU
Amoebophrya sp. A120 is the source of this 6718-nucleotide messenger RNA. Lineage: Eukaryota; Dinophyceae; Syndiniales; Amoebophryaceae. The record is from the annotation of a GenBank genome assembly.